Carlito syrichta (Philippine tarsier) is the source of this 3991-nucleotide messenger RNA. It is a transcript of the gene ZNF518B, whose product is annotated as zinc finger protein 518B. Gene Ontology annotation, cellular component: nucleus. Gene Ontology annotation, molecular function: DNA-binding transcription factor activity, RNA polymerase II-specific; RNA polymerase II transcription regulatory region sequence-specific DNA binding. The transcript has a single exon. Lineage: Eukaryota; Metazoa; Chordata; Mammalia; Primates; Tarsiidae. Gene Ontology annotation, biological process: regulation of transcription by RNA polymerase II. The record is from RefSeq and is a predicted model, not a curated record. Bases 143 to 3400 code for a protein of 1085 amino acids.
ACUGCGGUGGUACAUAGGAAAAGAUAAUUAUGCACCCAAAAAGCAGCUGUUCAUCUACGCGUUGCAAACUGUAUUGAAGAAUGCCUUCUAAAGAUUUCUGUCAUGUGAAAUCUUUCUGAAUUUCAGUUGGCUUGUUUUAGAAAUGCAGAUAAAGAAGAUGAAGGAUAUCGGACAACAGUUGUAUACUACACAAGUGAGUGGUGGACAUAACUCCUUGACCAUGUCACCCAAACAACCUAAUGCUAAUGGAGCACCUCGGCCAGAUAGACAAGAAGCCCAAACCCUUUUGUAUCAAGGCUCGGAGGCAGAGGCUGCCAUGAUGACUGUCGCUACAUGUGCAAAGUGCAAAAGUAUUUACAAAAUCCCUCUUCAAGAUUUGAAAAAGGGCACAGGGCAAAGCCAGAAGGAAGACAUAUAUGUCUGCUUUACCUGCAGUCUUGGUGUGCCUUCCCCCAAUUUUCAUUUUGUGAACAAUAAUCCUAGUGCUACUUAUGUUGGAAAUAAAACUGAAGCCAUUUCAAGUCCUGUCAAUAGCAAGUUUAAGGUAAGGAACUUUAAACCAGGCAAAUACUAUUGUGAUAAAUGUCGAUUUUCCACAAAGGACCCUCUGCAAUACAAAAAGCACACACUUCAACACGAAGAGAUUAAAUUCAUUUGUUCUCACUGCAGCUACAUUUCAUAUACAAAAGGAGAGUUUCAGAGGCAUUUGGUGAAACACACAGGCAUAUUCCCUUAUCAGUGUGAGUAUUGUGACUAUGGUGCUAUUAGAAAUGACUAUAUUGUCAAACACAGGAAGAGAGUACACGAGAGGGCAGGUGCAAAACGACCACUCAAAGCUGUUGCCAAGUUGGAGCCCAGAAGAACCAGCACUUCAAAGCAGAACACAGAGCUGUUAAAAGCUUCCAAUCCAAGGACUACGUUUCAAAAUAAGUUGUCGGAUCAACUGUCAAGGUUCUCUCUCCAUGCAAAUAAAGACAAAAUGCACAAUAUUAUGUUGUUACCUGAACCAAAGGACUACCAAAAAGAUGUAGUGUGUAUUCCAAAUAAAAUGACCCUGUCAGAGCAAAAUGAAGUUAGCCUGUUUGAGAACAAAAAUGUUGAAGUGGAAGUCUUAUCCCCUGCAAAAGAACCUGUUCAGCCAGGUAUGCCAUUAACAGUUGUGGCACCAGCAGAACUUGUUGUCCCCGCAAACUGUUUAGCACAGUUGAUAGACGUGAAAGUUGUCAACGGUACACAACAGCUUGUUCUGAAACUGUUCCCGUUGGAGGAAAAUAAUUGCCUUGAAGCAGGCAGGGGUGAUGGAGGUAAUUCUGGGCGUGUGACUAAAGAGAAGGGUUCGAAUGAGCAGGGAGGGAAAGUUCCUGCUCCCAAAACAAAGUCAAUGACGACUGACGGGAAUGCUGGGAAAUUUGUAGGCAUUGACAGUCUUCAAUCUUCAGUUCAGAAGCAAGUGAAAAAUGUGAGAUGGGUGAACUCUUACGAUUUUUUAAUGCCGCCUCCUAAUGUGCACAACCGUGGAGAAUGCUUUCUUAAUUCUGAAACACUUGAGAAUUUGCAUAAACAAAACAGUUUGUAUCCACAUAGAACUGUUCUCCCUUCCUCUGCCUUAAAAGAUUAUUCUCUAGCGCCUGUAUUAAAAUAUAACAGUGUUUUAUGUGGUCUUGGAGCUGCAUCAAACCCUUUCCCAUGUAAAGCUGCUGUUUCUUUUACUGAAAAUGGAAGAAAUGUACACAGUAACUCACAGCAAUUAUUCCCCUUUGCUGCAUCGCCUGCAACUAGUUCCUUUUCUGGAGAAAAGGGCUUAUUGCCCAUGAGUAAAAAUGACUUGGAAUCUAGAAGUAAGACCAGUAUUCCUGUAAAAAUGGUUUCCUCUAAUAGGAAGCUGGAAAAUACCCUGACAGAAGCACACAAGGCAGUUUCGAAUAUAAGCCAUGUUUCUUCUCAACACAAAAGUGAGUAUUUACACAUAAACAUGAACGGAGAAGAUAGAAUUCGAUCUCAACAGCCCAAGGAUAAGCCUUUAGAACUGAAGAAUUCUGAAAGGACUGGCAAUACUUCUGAUGGCCCAGUCAUCUCAUCAGUCUUUUCUCUGAGCUCUGGAUCUGAAAACGUCCCUGAGGGCAUCAAGUGGAAUAGCUCAACAUCUAAAAUAAAGUCAAUUGAACUGCUGCGCAGAAAGAUAGCUCAGUUAAUUGAAUCCUGUGGCAAGCCUUCAUCUUUGGCUGCAAAUAGUGCACAUCGUCGUUCUGUAGGGCAGGCUUCAAAGGGAGCUUCGAAAGCUACCACUGAAGGCAUUCAAGAAAUCAACGUGUCUUUUGUGGACCCUGGCCAUUCUGCAGGCACUCUCCAGAAACCUCAGAGUGAUAGAGGUGUUACUAGUAGUGGCCAGCUUGCUCGUCAGCAGAUAUAUCCACAGUUUGUGGAUAACAGCAAUGGGAAAACCAAAAGCAGAGUUGCCAGGAAGGCUCGUGUUGCCACUCCAGUGUUGAUCCCCAAAGGGGCUGUGUUGAGGGUUGUCAAUUCUUCCGAGGAUGCCCACAUUAUAGAAGCUACAUGUGAAGCACCUGUCAGCAUACCUUGCAGUGAAACACAGUUAAUAAAACCAGUUCCAUUCUGCCCUGUGAAACAGACAGACUUGGACUUACCGUCUUUGACAAGUGAAAGUGGGCCCAUAGACAUGUCCCAAAAUCUUGAGACAUUUAUUCGGCCCAAACCAAGAAAAGAGAGUGCUAUCUAUAGCAGUGUCCCUAAAAAAACAGGCCCCCUGCACAGACAACAAGGAAACGUUGAAUUGAGUAGGCAAGGGAAACAGCUUUCCAGAAAUCUUCCUAUAAAUAAAAGUAAAACCAGACAAGUGAACUUACCCAGGAAGAAAAACAAGAUUCAGGCUGAUCCCAGGCGCUUUCUCAAGGAUCCCUCAAUUUUUCAGGUUGCAAGACAACUUAGAUUGAUAGCAGCUAAACCAGACCAGUUGAUUAAAUGUCCUCGUCGGAAUCAGCCAGUGAUUGUGUUAAACCAUCCUGAUGUUGACUCACCAGAAGUGACCAAUGUGAUGAAGGUCAUAAAUAAGUACAAAGGCAAUGUCCUCAAAGUCGUGUUAUCAGAGAGAACUAGGUGUCAGCUAGGCAUCAGACGGCAUCACGUACGACUGACCUACCAGAAUGUCGAGGAAGCCAAUCAAAUUAAAAGGCAAAUGAUGUUGAAAAUGAAACUUAAAAAAGUUCAUAAAAACAACUACCAGGUGGUGGGUUCCUUGCCUGAUGAUUCAUCGCAGUGUAUAUUUAAGUGCUGGUUUUGUGGGCGGCUCUAUGAAGACCAGGAAGAAUGGAUGAGUCAUGGCCAACGGCAUUUGAUAGAGGCAACUAGAGAUUGGGAUGUUCUUUCUUCCAAGGGCAAAUAGGUUAAAAAAAAAAAAGUGCUCUUUGAAGCAAGUUGUUUUUCUUUUAGUUUAUUCUGGUGUGGGAUGCCCCCCUACCCCCAGAUUCAAAAGGAGAAAUGAAGACUGUAGAAAUGAGAAGAUUGCGAGAUUCCCCUGUGAGAACAUUGAGAGUCAGGAUUCCGAACCUGAGAUACAUGACUGGACCUUGGAAUGUGUUUGAAGUCCAUGGAAUUGUACACAGAUUAAUGUAUAUGCAUAUUUUCUGGAGACAGGAUGUGAAAUUUUCAACAGAUUCUCAAUGGGAUCUGAGACCUUCCUUUGUUUGGCACCCAUUUUUUUGGAGUAGAUCAAACCUUCCUUAAUCCAUUCAGAGGGGCAAAUUGAGACUGCUGUGCACAUGCUCUUCAUACAAAUGCUACUGGAGAAGUAAAGCCUUGUUUGGGUGUGCACAUCCACUUUGGUUUUGCUCUAACUUUGGUUUUGCUCAACUUGUCUCCUGAAUAUUUGGUACAUGUUGGAAGUUGUAUCAUCUACUUUAUUGACUGUCUUAAAUUUGGUAAUAGAAAAACAGCCAUUCUGUUCAAUCCCUGUAUAAUACUCAUAAAUGUUCAU